Messenger RNA from Cydia strobilella, 961 nucleotides. Its product is annotated as tRNA (guanine-N(7)-)-methyltransferase. The coding region runs from base 205 to 927 and encodes 240 amino acids. Lineage: Eukaryota; Metazoa; Arthropoda; Insecta; Lepidoptera; Tortricidae. Gene Ontology annotation, cellular component: tRNA methyltransferase complex. Gene Ontology annotation, molecular function: tRNA (guanine(46)-N7)-methyltransferase activity. The transcript has 6 exons. The record is from RefSeq and is a predicted model, not a curated record. Gene Ontology annotation, biological process: tRNA methylation; RNA (guanine-N7)-methylation.
UCACAGCCAUGACAGUCACACAGUCACAUCACAUUCACAUUGUAGCAUUGUACAUGAGCCAACUACGUGAAGUACGUACACCGUAAACAAUGUAAAUAUUGUUAAUUUCCUUAGCAGCCUUUGCAGGAAAGAUAUUUUUAUAACAUAUUUGUAUGUUGUAACUAUUAAUGAACUUAAUUGGCAUUAUAUGUUCCAUUAAAAGAAAUGGCAUUGCCUCAAAAGAAAUACUAUAGGCAACGUGCACAUUCUAACCCCAUUGCUGACCACUGUUUUGAAUACCCGGCUCACCCAGAUGACUACGACUGGUCUACCUUGUAUCCAACACUCAAGGAUAAUGACAAAAGAGUUGAAUUCUUAGAUGUUGGUUGUGGAUAUGGAGGCUUGUUAGUGACUUUGUCUCCUAUGUUUCCUGACAACCUCAUGCUGGGAUUGGAAAUAAGAGUGAAGGUGUCAGAUUAUGUCAAUGAUAGAAUAAAAGCACUAAGGAUACAGCAUCCCAACCAAUACCAAAAUGUGUCAGUUUUAAGAACGAAUGCAAUGAAAUAUUUGUGUAAUUUCUUUCACAAAGGCCAGCUUAAGAAGAUGUUCUUCUUAUAUCCAGAUCCCCAUUUCAAGAAAGCAAAACAUAAAUGGAGAAUAAUUAACAAAUGGUUGUUAUCAGAGUAUGCUUAUAUGCUAGCAGAGCAGGGUAUUGUAUAUACUAUCACAGAUGUAAAAGAUUUGCAUGAUUGGAUGGUGACUCAUUUUGAAGAUCAUCCUUUAUUUGAGAAGAUAUCCGAUGAAGAAUUGAAAAGUGAUCCCAUUGUGGAAAAGCUCUAUGAAAGCACUGAAGAAGGUCAAAAGGUGACAAGAAACAAUGGAGACAAGUUUCUCGCAGUAUAUAGAAGAAUUUCUGAUGGCAUGGCAAAAAUCAAAAAUUCUAACUAAUUUUUCAUUAAAUAAAACAGUAUUUUGUACUGAA